This is a messenger RNA of Talaromyces marneffei, 1239 nucleotides long. RefSeq lists its product as uncharacterized. The transcript is spliced from 5 exons. NCBI's taxonomy places the organism in Eukaryota, Fungi, Ascomycota, Eurotiomycetes, Eurotiales, Trichocomaceae. The record is from RefSeq and is a predicted model, not a curated record. Gene Ontology annotation, molecular function: dipeptidase activity. Bases 1 to 1239 code for a protein of 412 amino acids.
AUGCCUUCGGCAACACUUUCCGAGAUCGAUAUCAAUGAAGUAAAGGCAGUUGUUGACUCUGCCGUUGAAGCACUACAGACCGAACUGCGCGAAGUAAAUAGACAGAUCUGGUCUAACCCCGAGCUUGCCUACGAAGAACAUCAUGCUCACGACACAAUCUGCAAUUUCCUGGAGUCUCAAGGCUUUCAAGUGACUCGCCAUGCCUUUGGUUUAGAGACCUCCUUUGAAGCGCGCAGUAGCAGCGGUGACCCCGAAGAAGGCCCUCUUAUUAACUUUAAUGCGGAAUAUGAUGCUUUACCAGAUAUGGGCCAUGCCUGCGGUCACAACUUGAUUGCCACGAGUAGCAUCGCCGCAUUUUUGGCGUUGUCCGCCGCGUUGAAGAAGUUCGGUAUCCCGGGACGCACCCAACUCCUCGGAACUCCCGCCGAAGAGAAUGGCGGCGGAAAAGCGCAGUUGAUUGAUAAUGGAGCUUAUAAGGGAGUUGAUAUUUCGUUGAUGGCUCACGGCGGCCCAUCCAUAUUAGGCGAUGGUGUUGCAGGCGUACUCUUCAAUGCCCGCAAACAGAUCCAGGUCGAGUUUACAGGCAAAAAUGCGCACGCCGGUGGUAACCCAUGGGACGGCAUUAACGCUCUCGACGCCUUGGUAGCAUCCUACAAUAACGUGGCCAUCCUACGACAGCAGAUUCUGCCCGACGAGCGUAUUCACUGCGCUUUCCUCGACACACCCAAGGUGGCCAAUGUCAUUCCUUCCUCCACAAAGGCAUAUUGGCAAGUGCGAAGUCCGACAUUGAAGGGUUUGAAUAAGCUUACAGCCCGUGUGCGGAGUUGCAUUGAAGCCGGUGCGUUGGCGACGGGAUGUGAGGUUAAGAUGGAAGAAGACAGUUUAUACACAGACAUGAAGCUAAACGAUACACUGUGUGAACGAUACAAAAAGAACAUGAGUCUUUACGACCGUUCCAUCAUAAAGAAGGUCGAGCAAGUCGCGACCGCUUCAUCGGAUAUCGGUAACGUGAGCUACGUCGUCCCAACUCUGCACAGCGUGUUCUCUAUUCGCGGCGUGCCGGGCGCAUAUCCCCAUCACCCGUCUUUUACCGCUGAGGCGGGAACCGACGCUGCACACGGCGAAGCUAUCAUUGUCGGAAAGGGUCUUGCCUUGACCGGCUGGGAGAUGUUGGCUGAUGCGGGUCUUUUGCAGCAGGCGCGGGAGCAAUGGAAGGAGGCAAUUGAGAGCGAUAAAUAA